AAUUUACCGUUUAAAUGUAAACAUAUAUUGAUAAGACAUACUUAAACACUUUCAAUAAAAACCUGGUAGCGUGUAGUGUUCAUUUACUGAAAGUAUGUUAGCAAUUUACAAAGUCAACAAAACUUGAUAAGAGUGUGCUUUAUUGCGCAAACAUACGCUAAAAUGCAUUUGAUCCUUUUUGCGCGAUAAACGAUUAAUUCGGUAUUAAACCUGUCCGGAUGACACGCUUCCCGGGUAUUUGGUAUCAGUUCGCGAAAUAAUAUGUGGAGUUUACGCAGCAUGCCGGAUUUUUUAAUGGAAUUUCAGAGGAAUCCCGAUAGAAAUUGUUCUUUGACUAGAAUGAGAGACAUCAAAUACUAAACACCAUCAUGUCUGCCACACCAGCCACAAUGACCAGUUCCAUAUCUCUGACGUCAUUAAACGCAGACGCUGUCCCAAGAUGCAGCACUCACCGGAAACGCUUAAAGUUCUUCUGCAGCAAGCACGAGCUCUUGCUCUGCUCCGUGUGCGCUGUCAAACGUCACAGAAGCUGCGAAGAGGUUCUGACUAUCACCGAAGCAUGUGAAGAUAAAAAACGCGAAGGUAAUAAACUGUUAGAUAUUUACAAUCAGAAAAUUGCAGUGGUUGAAAAUGCUAUUGUCGAAAGAAAAGCGGCAAAGAAGUUACUGGAUACAAAUGCGCAAGAAAUUCAAACAGAAAUUCAUGAAAUAACUGAAAAAUUAAUUGAUCUUGUAAGAAACGAAGAAAGGACAUUACUCGAAACAGUUAUAAGUAUGCAGGGACGAGAAUCAGAGACACUUGAAAAAGAUAUAACAGGACUGGAAGAUGCUUGUGGUGAAAUACGCCGUGCUCACAACGAUCUGGCACAAAGUCUAAAAUUCUCUGACGUCGAUCUGAUUCACGCUGUUAUAAAGGAAAAAAUAAAAUCUGAAGACGAAGUGGGGAUUGAAACUGUUGUUAAGAAGCGGUUCAAAGAAAUUGAUUUUAAGUUUGUAGUUUCUCCACACAUAUCUUCAUUUUUAAAACAUUUCAAAAAUCUGGGUCAGGUGAUGAUGUCAGAGGAUAGUGGGAAUCAUGUCCGUGUACCAAGGUCAAACAUGUCAACACCUGUGAACGAGCUUCCAUCGCCAAUCCCGCGCUAUCAUAAUGACAAUACCCAAGAGGUAAGACAACAACAAUCACCGGAGGACUCGCAUAUAUCUGCACGAGAAAAAUGGAUUCGAGACAGACAAAGACAGAUGCAAAUGCAGACACACAACCGUGGGGACAGUACUUCAAGCAACAAUAGCGUAUUUCUACCGGAACAAUCUCCACCAGUUACACAAACGAGAAGAAAUCAACCAAUGCGGGCACUGCCCAUGCCAAGAUCAGAGACUCCGGAUGUUUACGGCAGACCUGGUAACCAAGGAUCAAGGCGUGAAUUCGUUCCUCGCCCGAUGUCGACGCCACCAGUCGAAACGCCAGCAUAUGGACAAAGUCCAAAAUCAAGAGACGUAAAUAGAUUUAAUUCAUCAAACAGGUAUCGAUCUGCAAGACCAGAACCAGUUUACGUCCCGGAGAGGAGAUCGCCAGUUCCAAUCAGAGUUCCACCGCAAGGGCAACAAAAUGAAAUUAUAGUUACAAACGGUAGGCAAGAUAUUCAUCAUGUUGAACCGGUCCAUGUAUUUCAGCGCCGGACAACUUCCGAUCCUCAGUCCCCGCAUGCAGACCGCCCACCCUCGCCAUGGUCAAAUCGUAACCAUUCCCCACCACACGCCCAUUCCCCACCACAGGCCCAUACGCCGCCAACUCAACAAGCAUCAUAUUCGGUUGUGACCGUUAAAGAUGGUGACACGUCUUUUGGGCGUUCAUUCGCGGCAGUCCAAAUCAACGAUCCAAGGGUUUCUCCAAGUCAUGAACCUUCAAGUCCACAUGUGUAUCAGAGUAAAGCCACGAUUAAUAUUACAACGCCAAGAAAUAGGGACAAGUCCCCUCCUAACAAUGGUGUGAGUGCUGUAUUCUCAGUAUAUCCAAAUACUAACCGCCACAUGGUUGUUCCAAAAACUAACGAAUACUCCCCAAGACUCGAUGAAAGUCGAGGAUUUUCUCCUAGUGGGAGCAUGAUGAACAGCUUGGCGACGGAUGAGGAGAAGGUCUCGCGGUGGGUUCAUCAGACGUCUUUUACGUCAAACGGAAUCGGAUCAAAGCGGCUUAUCUCCGGUAUUGGUAUGCUAUAUGAUGGUCGGGUCGUGCUAGUUGACCAGGAACAUUAUACUGUUCAACUGUAUGACAAUAAUUACCGAUUUUUGUCUGAAUUAAAACUAGAUUCAAGACCAUUUGACGUAGCUGUGAUUAGUGAAAAUAAAAUUGUAGUGAGUUUGCAGAGUGACCGUGUGUUGAAGUUUGUUUUGAUCACUGGUGCGGGUUUGACUGCGGUAGCAGAUUUAGGUGUACCGUGUGAAAUGGUGUGCUAUGGUGUGUGCCGGGGUGGCGGUAAUUACUGUGUCUGCUGCGGUGAUGAAGUGUGGAUUAUUUCAGAUGAAGGUCGUGUUAUAAAUAGGUUAAAGACGGAUAAAUCUGGCAACUCCCUAUUUGUACAAGCAGAGUACGUGUCUAUAGACAGUACGGGAAAUAUCCUAUUCAUUUCCGAUGCCGGAAGCAAUAAAGUUCUUGCCAUUCAAGUUGAUGGAAGAAGACUAUGGGAGUUUACGUACCAGGGAUUCAAACCCUCUUGUCUUAAAUGUGUAGAUAUGUACAUAUAUGUUUGUGACCGAGACCAGCAUCGUGUUUUGAUGCUAAAUAUGGAGGGUAAAGUGGUGAAACAGUCUAUUAUAGGGAGGCUGGAAAACCCGAGGGCUUUGUGUUUCCACAAUGCUGCCACUCAUUUGAUUGUUACCCAGAUGCGAUAUGACGCUAUUGUUAGUCCACCACGCCCCAUACAUGUGUACUCAUUACAAUAGUGAGUCCAGUCUCUUCCCUCCGGUUUUCUUCCAUUGGUUUAAAGAAAAAUUAUCAUGAAAAAUCGCACAAAUUCAGAUCAUUUUAUACGUGUUCCGGAAUAAAUCGGUAUUUAGCUUUUGUUUAAUUUGAAACAAGUCAAAUUUACUUGUUAUUUUUAAUUCUUUUUUUAUAAUACAGACUUUUAUAGAAAGACUUAUUUGAAUGAAUAAUUAUCAUGUUUCAAUUUCUGAUGCCAGGAAAUAUCAAAUAAUAGUGAGAGUUUGACUGUUUUAUGGUUAGGGUUACAGAUUAAUUGCUCAAAUUUUCUAAGGAACUGUGUUAAGAACAUUUUCCAGUUACAAAACAGACACUCGCCCACAGAGAUGGGAAAUUUAAUAGACUAUCUGGACAAAACAGGACAAUUUAUAUAAAUUAAAAUAGAUUUAUAUAAAUUGUCCUGUUUUGUUAAACAUUAGCACUUGCAAAUUACGCACACACAGAAAUAAAACAGAAUAACCUAUGAAACUUGACAAAAAAAUCGAGCGUUUAAGUUUGAUAAAAUAUUUCAUUAUCUAUCUAUAGCAGACAUUUGAGUUUGUAUUGUAUAUUCAAAAUUGAUUAUCCUUGUUUUAAAGCUGGUUGCAGGGCGAUAAGACAGAAACAAACAGAAUAUUCAUUUUCAUUACAAUAAAAGACGUCUGCAUUAAACGAGUAUUUGUCCUUAAAGUAAUCUGCCUACUAGGAACGGAACUAUUCAAGAUAACUAUUUAAAAAGAUGAUAGUGACAUUUUAUUAUUAUUAAUCUUUAUUCUUUAACGAAGUCUGCUACAACUUCCACUCUUUAAAAUUUUACGGAAAGUUGUCGUCUGCUAUAUUUCUUAUGUCGACUGUUGUCGUCUGCUAUAUUUCUUAUGUCGACUGUUGUCGUCUGCUAUAUUUCUUAUGUCGACUGUUGUCGUCUGCUAUAUUUCUUGUGUCGACUGUUGUCGUCUGCUAUAUUUCUUAUGUCGACUGUUGUCGUCUGCUAUAUUUCUUAUGCCAACAGUCGUCGUCUGCUAUAUUUCUUAUGUCGACUGUUGUCGUCUGCUAUAUUUCUUUUGUCGACUGUUGUCGUCUGCUAUAUUUCUUAUGUCGACUGUUGUCGUCUGCUAUAUUUCUUAUGUCGACUGUUGUCGUCUGCUAUAUUUCUUAUGCCAACAGUCAUCGUCUGCUAUAUUUCUUAUGUCGAAACUUCGUUUACCGACAGUUUAGGCUUCUACCAUGAUUAUACUGCAAGGUAACAUCAUGUUACCUGGUUACUUUCUUAUUAAUAGAUAAAUAAAUAAAUAUCAUUUUAUGUCUUCGUCGAGUUUAAACAACCAGUAUUUUUUCAAAAAAAUAUGCUAGUAAGUGGUCACUUUUAAAAUUUGACAAUUAAAUGAAAUGUCACUUACAAACUUUCAUAACCUUCUUCACUAUUGUAGACAACAUUUUGGUGUUUAAGGUUACACUUUUAUGAAUUUUAAUGUAUUUAGCAUAAGAUAAUAUAUUUCGUAUAGUAGACACACGUUUAACAUUGUCAGGUGUAAUUGCUAUUGUUUAUGUAUUAAAAAUAUCUUAAAAAACAAUACAUGUGAAAUAUGAUACAAUACAUGUUUGACAGGUUAUUAUCUUUUACAAUAAAGCAUAUUAUUGAAAUUCUUUAUAGAUCGCCCACAACCCAGUAACUUAAGUACAUAGUUUUCUUUAGUUGCCUUUUUUUAUUAUUUCAAGUAGGAGUAUUAUUAAACUAUCACAAUGAUAUGAUUGUAACUUUUGUCUCUUUUUUUAUCAAUAAAUCCUCAGUUUCUAUGUAAUAACUUUAUAUUACCUUUCUCCAGCGAAAGAGGUUUCAUUGAUUGCAAUGAGCCUCCCAUAAGAUCAAAUAAUAAUUUAGUAUUUAUUUUAAUGCACGAGAUUUUGUGUUCAAGGAGGACAAAACAUUGUACUCCUUUUUUAUUCGUAUCACAUGCACGAAGUGCACGAGUUCUUUGAUUGGUUUGUUUGCUAUUCUGUUUUCAAUUUACAUUUUAAAUGAUAUUCCGCAAAAUUGCCAAAACAUUUUUUUACUGGAGUGUAUUUUUUAACUCACUAUUGAUGUUAACUGCACGUGAAAUGUUGAUCUCGCAUUUUCUCGAGAUAUACGAGAACUUCGUUCCGUUGACAUGUUAGUUGUUUUAUUUAUAUGUUUAACUGGUGUUUAUUUGUUGUUUAUGUAAAAUAGUGCUGAGUGUAUUUCUUUAAUUGUUUCACACUUUUUUGUUGACAUGAUAAAUCCAUCGUUGGGACUCACGGGUACUGACUUAUAAAGUGUAUACGUUACGAGUACGAAUGGGUACCGAGGAUGGAUAAAAUAUUUUCUCAUCCACGUUGUUGUCGUCAUAAAUGCAUUAUGGGUGUAUAAUUUGAAGUGAGACUUACAUUAAAGGUUUAAGGGACAUUUUUCACAUAAAAAUAUUGUGCAAUUUACACGUGAUGUUUGUACAUUAUGUAUAUUUGUGAUGAAUAAACGGAAUAUUUUA
Molecule: messenger RNA, 5459 nt
Organism: Ruditapes philippinarum (Manila clam)
Lineage: Eukaryota; Metazoa; Mollusca; Bivalvia; Venerida; Veneridae
Exons: 2
Coding region: 369-2939 (856 amino acids)
Biological process (GO): proteasome-mediated ubiquitin-dependent protein catabolic process; protein polyubiquitination
Molecular function (GO): ubiquitin protein ligase activity; zinc ion binding
Source: RefSeq, a predicted model, not a curated record